AUGGACACAGAUAUCGACUACUUUUACUAAAUUGAAACUAUUAAUAUAGAUUAAAAAAAAAUGGAUAUGCUUUUUUAAGUAUUUGAAUAGAUAUAUGGAUAAGAAUUUGGGUACUUAAGAAAUUCGGGAAAAGGCAUUAAAAUUAUAUUUAUUGAAUAUUUUAGACGAAUAUUAAUAAAAAAGUUUGAAGGAUAUAAAUUGAAUUAUAAAAAGCAGAAAUAAUUGAUUUUAUUAUAAAAUGGAGAUAUGUAUUAAUUAAUUUAAUUAUAAGAAUAGUCUCUAAAUUCAAUAAUUAAAAGACAAUCUCAUUAUCAACAAGUAGGAUUAUACACUAUUAAUAACCACGUUUCUGUUAAUAAUAAAAAUUAUUAUUAGAAUUAUCAUCAAGGUAAAUUGUUAGUGAAGGUAUUUUAGAUGAUAAUUUUGAUUAGAAUGGUUAUACAAAUAUUUAUUCUUAAGAUUAAUUGAUUUAUUAAGGUAUGAUGUAAUAUGGAUUAUUUAAUGGUGAAGGAAGAAUAAUUAAUAAAUAAAAUUUAAUCAUCUAUAAAGGAAAUUUUGUUUAAAAUAAAAAACAUGGAUAUGGAACUAUUCUUUAUAAUCAAUAGUAUUUUAAUGGAUAAUUUAAUGAUGAUAUGAUGUUUGGACCAUUCUAGAUAUUUGAUGAACAAAAUGGAAUAACCUAUUAUUUUUAUAAUGAUAAAUCAGUAGAUUAAUAAGAGUUUUUUAAAUAAUGUACUUAUACAAUAACUUCUGAAUAAGGAGUUUAGACUAUUUCUAGAUUUAUUCCAAAUAAAGAAGUUUCAUAAAGUAUAUGUUCAUAUAGAGAGUUUAACAUAUAAAUUUAAGCAUAUAAAGCAUUAAAUCCUGGCAUAUGGUUAUUUGAAAAUUCAUUAGAUUACUUUUUGGAUUAUUUCAAGAAUUAUUAUAGUAUUAUUAAAAAGGUUUCGAAUUUGUAAACAGUCAUUUUUAAUACAAAUGAGAGUUCAAAUUUUAUUAGUUGUGAUUAUAAUAAUUAGUUCUAUCAUAAUGAGAAGUAAAUAAUGAUAAAAAAAUAAUAGAUUCUAUUAGGAAUUGAAUUAAAACAUUAAGGAUAAGAGAAGAAAAGUAUUUGUUAUGAAUUGUGAAAGAUCACAUUAUUUGAUAAUGAUAGAAGACAAUAAAUAACUAUAUGUUUGUGAUUCAUUGUAUUGUUAGAAGAAAAAUCUUGAAGCUGCCUAUUAUAAUUUACUCAAAUUAGAAGAUAAAAGAUGCAUUGUUUUGAAUUGUACUUAAUAGAAAAAUGGAUAUGAUUGUGGUAUAUUUGCAUUGUUUUAUGCAAUUUAAUUUAUGAAAUAUGAUAAUUUAAAUAUGGUUGAAUUAGAGAAAAAAUUGUAAUUUAGAGAUCCUGCUUAAUUUAGAUGGGAAUUGAAACAAUUUGUAAAAUAUAAUCAUGAUUAUAUAUUAACAAACUUUUGA
This is a messenger RNA of Paramecium pentaurelia, 1455 nucleotides long. Lineage: Eukaryota; Ciliophora; Oligohymenophorea; Peniculida; Parameciidae. The record is from the annotation of a GenBank genome assembly.